Molecule: messenger RNA, 1086 nt
Organism: Arctia plantaginis
Lineage: Eukaryota; Metazoa; Arthropoda; Insecta; Lepidoptera; Erebidae
Source: the annotation of a GenBank genome assembly
AUGGAACAAAUAUACGCGCUUGGUAUAACAUGUAUUGAAUUUGUUCAAGAAUGGUUUUCUGGCAGUGAAUGGUAUUUUGAAAUUGUGAAUAAUUUAUCAAACCCACACCAUUUAACCGAAAUCUUGUUUCCUUUGAUAACUGUUGUGGAUUCUGUGUUUGGCGCUCAGUUGCUACUAUGUAUGGCAUUUGGUGGAUGGCUAACAUCUCUUCUCAAAUGGUGUCUCCAAGAAGACCGUCCGUACUGGUGGGUUCGCGAAACAAGUUAUUACAACACACUAGACAGGCCAGAACUGCGACAAACCUUACAGACCUGCGAGACAGGACCUGGGUCUCCGUCUGGUCAUAGCGGAGCAGCAGCCACAAUCAUUCUACUCAUACUUAUGUGGACCAAGCAUGUAAUGCAUGAUAGACAGUGUUACGUUUUCUGGUGGAAAUACGUAAUGUACCCAAUGUCAGUCUUCGCGAUGGGCUCUGUCGUACUCUCUAGGAUGUAUAUAGCAACACACUUUCCACACCAGUGUCUCAUUGGCGCACUUUUAGGUUCGUUCCUCGCGCCAGCUCUUUGUAUCUACCUCUCUGACCCCUUCGUAUGGCGGUAUGGAGCACAUGCCAAAAUGAACCAUAGGAAGGUGAUGUCAUGGCACGUGUUAGGUUCGGCAGCUACAGUUAUCAUCAGCGUAUUGGCGUACUUUUCCCUCGUGUUAGCUGGACAAGACCCUCAGUGGACAGUCAGAAUGGCUUUCCGGCACUGUGAAUCUCCAGAACAAAUCCAUGUCAGCACCACCCCAGUGUUUUCUCUCGUACAGUGCACUGGGAGUCUUCUAGGGUUAGCUUUAUGUGUCACACCAGCCAUUGCCGAAUACCGCCAUUAUACAAAAAAUCGAUCUCUAAUCAUGUCCGCCAUCGCAACCGCACUCACCGUCUUUACUUUUAGGUACACACUCGAUAAUAUCUGCAAAACAAAUACUUUUAGAUUCUACGCUACUCAUUUUGUGGCAUCGGCUCUCAAACCUAUGAUGUUAUUACGAGUGGUACCGGCUUUUGCUAUGUGGCCGUUCGCAGCUCCUAAAAAUAAAACAGAAUAA